UCCGAAAGAAAGACGGGAAAGGAGGAGGUGAGACAACAGAAGACAGGUAAUUGACAAACAAAAAGAAAGGAAAAGUAAAAGAGGAGACAAAGAGAGAAACAAUAGAAGACAGGCAGAUGGGGAGAACAAGAAGAGGUGUGGCGAAAGGGAGAAAAAGACAGAUAAAUAAAGAUAAGAUAAUACUCAUAAAGACAUAAACCACCGAAUAAAGAAAUACACACGUAGAGAAACAGACAUGGUCAGCUACCACUAUCAAUAUCAAAACUAAAAAAAUAAAAAAUGGCACGGGAGAACAAGAAGAGGUGUAGCGAAAGAGGGAAAAGACAGAUAAAUAAAGAUAACAUAAAUACGCAUAAAGACAUAAACCACCGAAUAAAGAAAUACACACGCAGUCAGCUACUACUAUCAAUAUCAAAGCUCAAAAACUGAAAAACGGCACGAUAUCACAAAAACUGCGCAUAUCCGUACGACAACUUUUCAUCUCCUCCGUACGACGUCACAGGCUGAGUGUGACGCAAGAACCAAAACAGACGAUGAAGACAGUGACAUACGGUAUCUCCUACCCCGGUGUGGUCUUCACGUCGAGGUUGAUUUAUUUCCAAGAAAAAAUGACAGUCUUUUCGACAUUCGUGUUACUUCGUUGCCGUUAAGAGGACCAUAGUCAUCAGAAAUAUUGCUGGGAACUUCUGAGCAGAAUGCUUGAAGGUCUAGCAACAUGGGUACUCAACAACUACUUAGGAAAGUACCUGGAAAAUCUGAACACUGAUCAGCUAUCCAUUGGACUUUUGAAAGGUGAAGUAGAGCUUGAAAAUGUGCCUCUGCGCAAAGAUGCCCUCCGUCACCUCGACAUGCCCGUGGAAGUGCGGGCAGGGUUUGUGGGGAAGGUCAAAUUACAGAUCCCGGUGUCACGCCUCCGCUCUGAGCCCUGGGUCAUUAUCUUCGAACAGCUGUACCUUGUGGCUGGCCCGGUCAAGUUGGAUGAGUACGAUGAGGAGGCAGAAGAGGCUGCCUCCCAGGGCCGCAAACUUGCCCAGCUUGACCGACUGGAGGCAGCUUGGAGGGCAGAGGAGGAGGCGCGGGAGGAGGCUUCUCGCUAUGCCAAUUCCUACUCAUCCUGGCUCAGUUAUGGAACUUCUUUUAUGACAAACAUCAUUGAGAACAUUCAGCUAAAGAUCCAGGAUGUCCAUCUUAGGUACGAAGACGACCAGAGCAUCCCUGGGCAGGUGUUUGCUUGUGGACUCACCAUAGACUCCCUCGCUCUCCAGAGUUCAGACGACCAUUGGAUCCCCAGAUUUGUGUAUGGUGGAAAUACCAAAAUGGCAUACAAAUUGCUUGAACUGCAAAAUAUGGGGAUAUACUGGGAUACAACAGCUGAAGUUUAUAGCGACAUGUCUUUGGGUGAAUUAGCAGCACACAUGUUAUCGGCAAUUGGGAAGCGUGAUCAUGAAUACAUCCUAACACCAGUGAGUGCAACGGCUUGUGUGAAACGCAACCUGAGUGAGGCUCCACUGAGGUCACGGUCAACACCUCGCAUAACAUGUGACCUCAAGCUAGAAAAAUUCCCUCUGAGUCUCAUAGAUUCUCAGUAUCGUCAGGCUGUGAAAUGGAACAAGGAGUAUGAUCGUUUAGAAAAAGCUCGUCACUAUAGGAAAUGGAGACCUACGUGCACAGUGAAGGAAAACCCAUACGACUGGUGGCAGUAUGCUAUUCAGUCCCAUCUCGAUAAAAUCCACCGGCGCUAUGCAGGAAGGAACUGGACUGCGGCCCAACAGAGAGCAAGGGACAUUGUUAUAUAUGUGAAUGUUUACAGUGAUCACCUCAGGAACCCCGCAACUGUUCUGACAGAGCACAAAGCCCACCAGCUGAAGAUCGAGCAGGAGCUGGAUUUCUCAGAACUCCGAGCACUGCGAGAGAUGGCAAUGGAGAAGGUGGCAAAAGAACAAGAAGCUUCUCGUACUAGUGCAUCCCCCCCUCCCCCUCCCAUGAGCCCAGUGGAGACAGAAGAGCCCACGUCCCCUACUCAGAGUGGCGAGGGCAUCCUGCACCGCUGGUUCCCCAUGUGGGGGGGAUGGUAUUCAUCAGACACUGAGCCCACUUCCCCAACAACGCCUCCAGAAGACCAGAAGGUGUCAAAGGCCCCAGAGGUGGAGUCCAAGACUCCGUUAGCAAUAGAAGCUCCUCAAGGCUCCAAAGAAUCUGAUAAGCAGGUGUCAGGAUCCCUUGAAGAAGAAAUCCUUUAUGUACUAUCAGACAGUGUGGAGAACAACACAUUCAUGAAGAGAGAUGCUGUGUUUUGCCAGCUAAGCUUCACCUUGAAGCAAGGAAUUUUCUCGCUCUCCUCAAAGAAGCCACCAUCCCCUGGGUCAUCCACAGAGGGGAAGGAAAAAAUGGAACUAUUUGAGUUGGAGUUUGCAAAUGUGAAGAUGGCCCUAGAAUCACGUCCUAGAAGCAAAUCAUAUAAAUUUGACAUUGAACUAGGUUCUAUGAACUUAAAGGACAAGGUCACGGAGGACUCUGCUUUCCCUCUGCUGGUGUCCCCUCAGACCCGAGACUCAGGUUCUGGCCUCAAGGCAGCCAUGUCACGAACUUCGACCAUGUACGCAAAACUGACCACCAUGAUAUCUCCAUCACAAAGCAAGACAGAAGGCCCCUUGUUCUCUCUCACUUAUGAAUCUCGACCUUUUAAUUCCCGAGCAGAUCACAGGCUGAUUGUCAGUUCCACAUCCUUGGAUAUUGUGUACAAUCCAUCAGCCUUGGAAGCCAUAAGUAACUUCUUCACAACACCCUACCAAAAGAAAGAGGGUUAUGGCCACCCAGCACAAAUGACGGCCCUCACUACAGCUGCAAAGAAAAGAUAUGAAGAACUGAAGGAACAGACUAAACAAGAGUUGAAGAGGAACUGGGAUCAGAUUAUGGAUGGAAGUCUUAUGAUGAGGAAGCGCUGGGACAUCAAAUUGGACAUAUCAGCUCCACAGAUCAUCAUGCCGGAGCAUUUCAAAGAUCGCAAUGCAACACUGGUCGUGCUUGACUUUGGAAAGCUGAUCUUUUGCUCAGCUCAACCUUUGUCUCAGACGAAGCUUAAUGAUGAACUGGAUACUGUCAGUGACGAUGAAGAUGAAUUUGCAACACCAUGUUCCACCCCUGAUGAGUUGGAAACGAUGUCCUUGGAUGGAACUAAAGAGGGGUUGGAAAGGAAGUCAUCUUUGCCAGACAAGCAAGCCAUGUUCUCCGAGUCUGAUUUGCACGACCGGAUUUACGAUAGGUAUGAUCUUCGACUCUGUGACAUGCAAGUGCUAGUUGGAAAAGUACGAGAUAAUUGGCGAUUUGCUUACUUGAAAGGCACAGGACAAAUGCAUGUCUUAGACAGAUUCAGCAUCAACCUGCAGCUGGAGAGACGUGUAGUAGCCAUGCCAGAUGCACAACAGCAGUGGCCCAGUGCCACACUGUCUGGCACCUUACCAAGUCUGGUGGUCCAUGUUAAUGAGCAGAAAGUACAAGCUUUGAGGACAAUGAUAUCUCAGUUCUACGGUGAUCAUGCGGCAAAACCUGUCCGGAUGGAUUCAACAGACUCAGACACAGUUACUGGAGCAAUGAGUAGGUCUAGUACUCUGACCAUCGAUGACCAGACAUUGGAGGACCUGAGCAAGGGAAGCUCCUCCCCAACAGAUGAGGGCAAACUGUUGGUAGUACAGUUCACCGUAGAUAAGAUGUCCUUGGAGCUGCAGUCUCGUGGAAGGAGCAUUGCAGAAUUACAGGUCACUGGAGUGAGAGCCAAUCUAAACAAGCGCCCCUUUGAUAGCACAGUCACACUCAGUGUGCACUCCCUCCUCCUGGUGGAUGCCUUACAGACCUUUGGACCUGACUUUGAGUUGCUCGUUGCCAGUCAUAAGCAUGUCAGUAUGGACAGUGUGAGUGGUAGCUUACUGGACAGUGAGCCAUGUUCGCCCACCUCACCCGCCUCCCCAGACCACAAUGCACCCUUCAAGCCCACCUCUCCAGUGACCCUUAGUCAGGCUAUAUCUUCAUAUGCAGCCUCAAGAGCACUGCUUAUACCAGCCCAAUCUCCGCCUCAGACCUCUCGAAACCUCUCCACGCCCCCUCUUAUUAGCUCCCCCAGCUUUGGUGGCAUAGGCAGUGGACCCCAGCUGAUGGAGAAUCGUGAUGCUGAGGCCCUUAUUACACUAGAAGUCACCUAUGUGUCGUCAGAAUGCCCAUCACAACAGGGGGCCGGGGCAUUGCUGCUUGCGUCAGUUCAGUUCAAUACCUUGGAUAUCAUAGCCAACCAGGAAACAGUGGUUGAACUGGUGGGCUUCGUGCACCAGCUAUUCCCUCAUCAGCCCCCCACGUCAUCUUCACGCUUCCAUACCCACAUGGCCAGUGCACCCGCCAUGAGCCCUAGUGCCACCAUGUCACCAGAGAAAGAGGAACAAGGUGGCCUCUCCCAUGCUACAAGCAUGUAUUAUGUAGCUCCCCAGAAGAACCCUGUGCGUGCGGAGGUCAGCUUUGACUUCCACAAACUGACUGUUCUCCUUCUCAGAGGGGUUUAUAAGGACAAGGAACUGGUGGGCAGGAAAGUGUGCACUGCAGUCCUUUCUGAUGCUAAAAUACAGGCAACUGUUGAAAACGACAUCUUGACAGUGGAAGGGUCAUUAGGUGGGUUCCAAGUGCGUGAUGUGACUCCGGAAGGCAAUAAGCAUCAGUGCAUUAUAAGCGUUGGCCAAGACCCCAUAGUUGAGCGCUCACAGGAUCUGUUUUCUCGGUUGAAUAGUGACAUCUACCGCUCAUACUCACAAUCAGAUAGUACAGCAAGGGCCUUCAGCUUUACUGUUAUCCGACCAGUGGCAUUCUCAAGCUCCAGUACCCAGAGAUAUUUACCUUCACCUGAUGAUGAAAAUCUGACAGUCAAGCUGCGACUAGCUUCUGUCUGUUACACCCACUCGCCCCACUUCCUUCUCGAGUUGCGCUCAUGUGCUACAGAGUUCAAACAGUACAUGGCCCGUGUUGCUUCAUCCAUCAAACACGCAGCAACGGAAAUGGCCAUGGGUCUAGUGAGCAAGCGAAUUGAGUCCUUCGUAAAUCUGUCAGGUAGCGCCUGGGAGGCUUCACCUCGCCACCGACGCAGAAUGAGUGUCUCACAUUCUACUGACACCCUAAACCUGCCUGCUCCUCCUCCAGCAUCAGCCUCAGGGUCAAGGUUCAGUCCAGCCCACGAGGAGAGUACAGAGUUACCAUUUUCUCUCAACCUAGAUGUGAUAUUGGAAACCCCUGUUGUCGUCAUUCCUGAGUCGCUGAACAGCCCAGAUGUUUUGGUGGCACACCUUGGCCAAAUAACAGUUGCAAAUGCACUCCCACCCCAGUCAGUCAACCAGGAGACAUUCCUCUCCUUCCCACCCAGCAAGGUUGCAGAGUACCAAGUAGCAGUGCGGGACAUGAGUUUGUUUUCACUCAAUGUAGAGGAGAGACUGAAGAGUCGAGACACAACUUUCCACGGUCAUCUGCCGAUUAUAGCCCCUCUCUCAACCACCUUGAUGUGCGCUGAAGACCUGUACAGUUGUCGCGACCACGGCAGACCCAUCUUGCACAGCACUACCAUUGAGCUGCGAGUGAGGCACGAGCUAGCGGCUGCUCUUAUGGCUGACCACGAUUCUGGGCUCUACUUUCCCAACGACAUCUUCGUGGAUUUUUACCCGGCUGCUUCUCGAGACUCCUUACAGAUUGAUGGAGGCAUUGUGACACCACUAAAGAUCGGUGUGUCACGCCAGCAGUAUCGACAAGUUAUGAAGACUUUGUCCAACUUAUCUGUGGAGGCUGAUACCCAGUCAACAGAUGGACAAACUUUGGAUUCUAUCCAUGAAGAAAUGCCAGGGACAGUGACAUCGGAAUCAUAUUCACAGAGGAGAGAAAGUGUAAAACGUAGGGAGAUUGAAGUCUCAUCCAUAUCAGUGAAAGGAUCCUUCUCUGUGCCUAGUAUGUGUGUUGAGCUGCGUGGCGAUGUAGGUGAGAAAGAAAAACCACUUGUCAAUUUACUUCUUGAAGAGAUAAAAGCCUCAUAUGAGUCUUGUGAAGCAUACAAGACACGGACACAGGUUACCCUUCGCUCACUGAUGAUGGAAGACCUGCAGCAGCUGGACACGAAUGCACAGCACAGGUUCCUCAUGAAGUCGGACACGCUGCCAAUGCAGUCGCCAGAUGGCCCAGCUCCUUACGGGGUGCAUCUGCAUCCAGGUCACCAUCCCCACUUGCAUUUCCUGAAGGAGCACCAUGUCCCUGAGUUCAUAUCGACCUCCUGUCCCGAACGCUACCCUCACCACCCAGUCUGCUUCACCUCGUCCUCAUUACCUGACAAGCUGAAGAUGGAAAAGCCAUUUUUCAAGGCAGCUCAGAAGCCUGUACCAAGGAGGCAUUUAGAAAAAGGCUUGUCAUCACAGAGUCCACGAACAAGCAUCAAGCCCGGAGGGAAGGCAACCAUGAGCCCUAGUACCCCCCCACCUUCACCUACCCCAGGUGAAGGGGAGGAGGAGACCUUUAGGCCAGACACCACACUCGUCACCAUCACCAUCUCUACUAUUGACAAAAAGUCCCCUGAGUUCCACAGCAAAUAUGAUGGUACAAAUCGCUUCAUUGAUGUAGAUUUCAACAGCCUGAACACUGUCAUCAACAUUCCUUCUUGGGUUAUGGUGUUAGAUUUCUUCAGCACUGAUCAAGAGGAUGGAUCUCCUUCCAAGAGUGAUGGAAAAGUCACUCCUGAUACUUCGCUGUCAUCCUCGCAUAAGGGCAUGGAUGAACUGAACACUAUCGUGGAAGUACAGAUGCGAUCCCUCACCCUAAUCUUGAACAAGCCCGAAUGUGAGCUAGCCCAGGCAAGCAUCUCGCAGGUUCUGGUGCGGUCUGUGGGAUCUGAGGGAAAUCUGACUCUCACUGGGCGACUAGGGUCCCUCUCUCUGGUGGACUGCACGAGCCACGGCCAUCUUUACCGGGAAAAGUUCAUCACCACCGGCUCAGAGGCCAUGACGUUCCAGGUGUUCAAGUAUGGGCAUGAUGAUCCUGAGAUGCUGAGGGAAUGUGAUAUUCGCAUGAAACUGAAAAUGUCUUCUGUGAUGUACCUGCACACACAUCGCUUUGCCUCAGAACUUACUCAGUUUGUGCAGGAGUUUAAUCAGUUAAGAGAUAUUGUGUCGAGAUGGAGAGCUACUAGUGCUGGAUUAAAGGUAUCAGAUUUUAGCAGAGGUUCACGUGUAUCACUGGACAUCACUGCAGGCUCUCCUGUUAUAUUCAUCCCCAUGUCCAGUCGAUCAGAGACACUUCUGGUAGCAGAACUAGGAAGCUUGACCAUAACCAAUAAGUUCCUUUGGGCAGGUUCAAAGGGAACCAUAAGUCAGGUACAGCGGCAAAGCCUGGAAGAAAAAUUUGUGUCUCCUUAUCCAAGUGGUGCAGCUGGACGCUCAAGGUCCCGGUCCCACAGUAGACACCGGGACCCAAACCUGUCCUACCUCAGUGACUCGGAUAUGGAGGGUGACCUGAGGCAGCAGAAGCUAGCAGUAAGUGCCUCCCACAAGUGCCUACUGGAUGUCAUGUACAUAGACCUAGUGAACAUGGACCUCUACACAAGCACGAGAGCCACACGAUCCAAGUACAGCCAGCAAAAAGCACGUUCGAGAGAUGAGGCCAAAGCGAUGAAGGGGAACGAGAAGGAAGUUGGUGGCAGGGUGACGGAGGACAGCGUCGAGUGGAUGUUUAGGGCUUACUCUGUUGUUCGACAAGGGAAGUCGCUGCUUCAGGAGAAGUGUGCGAUCAAGCUGCAGGUGGAGAGGAACCUGGACACUGCCAUUAGUCAUGCAGUGCCAGAUAUGAGUAUUCAUGGCACAGUCAAAAAGGUCCAUGCUACCAUCCACACAGCAGAGUACAAGUUUAUCCGUGGAUUGCUCAUGUACAACUUUGGGGAGCCUUUGCCUUCUCCUCCUCCUAUAUACCUCUAUCAAACACAGCCACAACAGACCUGGUAUGACCUAGGGUCAGUGUGGACCUCCCUCACGAUCAUUCUCAACUUGGACAACGUUACCCUUGAGUUGGAGAAUCUCGAAGAAGAGAACGUGCAAGAGACCAAGCCACUUGCCUGCGUCAAUUUCAUCAGCUCGAGGCUAACCUUCGAGAGCUUUUCGGAUCAGACCAAAGACGUGGAUCUAGUGUCGCAGGAAAUCCUCAUCAGCGACACGAGAUUUGAGAACUUCCCAAUGAAUAAAAGAUCAAAUAUCUUCACAAACAUCUUGCAGCCUACACCUUUAAAAAGUGCCAAAAAUGACAGCCAAUUGCAGGCUGAAGUUCAUUAUAGAUCAACAAAAGAUGUUACAAGAUUUACCAUUCUUCUGAAUAACAUGAGGCUAAUGGGAAUUUUGGACUGGUGGAUGGAAGUGCUGGACUUUAUCUACAAGAUGCCAGAUGACCCAGUUCUUGCAGGUAGCGGUACGUCAUGCAGCAGCCCGGGAGCCUCCGAGCACCACAGUUACGCAGCCACUCCUCUCAUGUUCUCCCCUAUUCAUACUCCUAUCCUGAGAUCACCUCAGGGGCAGUCCCCACAACCUCAGUCUCCACAGCCACAGUCCCCUCGCUCACAGUCCCCUACCUUGGGGCUGCAGAGGGAGUUCAGUCACAGGUCUGCCACACCAAGACUGAACCCUAUGGUUGAGUCGACAGGUGUCAUGACCAAGCAUGCACUCAUCCAAGAACAGCACAAAGUUCCCUUUGAACUGAAGCUGAACAUCACGGACUCUGAGCUUGUGGUAUUGGAGAACACAGCUGUGUGGGAUACGAGCGCAGUCAUAUUAAAGAGCACAGCAGUCAUCAGCUAUCGACCACAGCACCAAGAACGACCUCUGUCAUGCAACUUGAACCAGUGUGAGCUGUAUUCAUGUAUAUUAGGCCUGGAGGAUGAUACUGCUCUCUCCAUUAUUGACCCUGUCACCAUCAACAUUGAAGUCAAUGACAGAUUAGGGCAGAAUCAGCCAGUGGACAUAUCCAACGUGUCAAUGGCAGUGCAGCAUACUGUUGAGGUGGUUAUGCACCAAUUAAAUAUUCGUCUGAGUUACCAUGACAUGAAAAUGUUCCAACAAAUCCUGGAGUCCAUUCCAAAGCAGCGUGAAGUUGCCAGGAAGCCUUCUGUAUCUAGAGAAAAAAAGCAGCCUGCAAAUUUCCAAGCUCAAGUCGACAAAUUGUCAGCUUUGGGAUUCCGACCUGCUGAUUGCACCCGUGCCCUGGAGGAAUGUGGAGGUAGGCUUGAUGAUGCUGCUCUUUGGCUAACGCACAAUGCCCAGCCUGUACCUGCCCCCACUGUGACAGUCCAGGACCAAGGCAAGACAGGCACCAUCAACUUCCAUGCUGUGGAAAUCAAGACCGGAAGUGUCAAUGUGUGUGUCAUUGAUGACUGCGGAGAUUGUGAUGUCCCCUUGCUUGAGAUUUCCCUCUCCCACCUCGGUUUGAAACAGGAUUGGCAAGGAAAAGGAUCAGCAAGCUGUUCUCUCUCAGUUGACUACUAUAAUCGAGCACUGUCUGGUUGGGAGCCUUUCUUAGAACCUUGGCGGUGUGGAGCAGAGUGGGACAAGACUCCAUCAAGAGAUCUUACUGGGGAACGGCUGUCCUUGAGUGUGAAGACUGAUGAUACUGUGAAUGUGAACGUAACUAAUACCUUAUUGGAAUUGUACCACAUGGUGAAGAACAACUGGACUUUAGAUUAUUACAACAGAGACAGGAUGGAGAUUGAGAACAACAUUGUGUCCAAUGAAGAGGGAGGCAAAACACUGGUGGUCAGUCCUCAGGGUUACAGACGGCGUUCACCUUUUAUACCCUUUGCACUCAAGAAUGAUACCGGAUGCAAUCUUUGUUUUGCAACCAUGACAACAACUCCAGACAGCUUGGCUGAUGUUGAGAGCCUGGGGCAGAGCAUCAUGCCAGAGGUAGACUGGAUCAGCGUGCCAGCUGGUAACACGAUCCCCUUCUCCUUCGAGGGCCGUGGAAAGCAGCGCCACCGAGAUACCCAUGAGCUUAAGGUUCACCAGCUGUUGGUUCAGGUGGAUGGUUGGCAGGCGGUUGGUCCUGUCACAGUGGAUAAAGUCGGGGUGUUCUUCAGGCUUGCGGUGUCACAGCCAGCUGGAGCCUCAACACAUCUUUACGAAUUGCCAAGUGCAAGAGUUGUCGUAGCUGUCACGCUGGAUGGCUCAGCGAGGAAGCUAGUCACCAUCCGAUCGGCCUUGAUCCUCGCUAACCAACUUCACUAUCCUGUGGACGUCAAGCUGGAAAAUGUUGCACUCAGAUUAGGGGAUGUUAAAGUCCUUCAAGUGGCUCCCAAGUCCAAAGUACCUGUCCCACUGGUGUAUGCUUGGGCUCGGAUUUUUGUGCGGCCAGUCACUGCUCCGGGGGGUGGUUGGCUGUAUUGCCAGGAGCCGCUGCACUGGCUCACCCUCCUCCAGCCCCGGCAGGAGGCCACAGACCUAAGAGCUUGCCCUGCCAUCAACACGCACUUGCCACCUUUUAGGUUUUGUGUUCACGUGAAGCGAGACAAUUUUCCCGUGGAUUCGUCCCCCCCUUCUCCUCCCACAAACUCUCCACAUUUAACGCCUCGACAUAACGAGUGGGUUCAGCCAGGUCACACCAUAGUGCUAGUGAGCCCACUGACCUUAGUGAACCUCCUCCCAUACGAUCUACACUACGAGGUCAAGGCAACGGGCAAUGUGAGUCGCGUUAAACCAGGAGAGGACGACUGCCUCCACUCUGUUGACCCAGCCCAGAGUAUCUCCCUCUCUCUGUGGACAGAUACUCUUGAGCCCUGUGGAGAGAUAACACUAAACCCAUCUACCUCCAUGUACGUGCUGCCCUUUAAGUUGCAGGACUCGCUGAAACGUAUCCUGUACAUUCACUUGAAAGUGAAGCCGCAGUUUGGAGGAGCCCUAAAGGUUGUCAUAUAUGCAGGAUAUUGGCUGAUCAACAAGACAGGGUUACCCUUAGUCUUUAAGCAGGAGGGUGUAUCAGCUGAUGCUGCAGGGCAAGACAUGGAACAUGAAGUAGCUCGUUGUGCAGCCCCACUGUUGUUCUCUUUUACUGAUCGUGAUGCUAACCCUAUGCUUGUUGCGAGGGUUGGACGCAACUUACAUCCUGAGUCGAGAGCACAGUUUUGCCACAAGCUGCCCCUGACACAAGGGACAUGGGUUCGCCGUCUCAGAGUCAGUCCCUCAGAUGCCCGGCCAGACCAUGUCUACAUUGUUGGUGUUGAUGUGAGACCUGGCCGUGGACGAUAUAGAGAUACGUACAUGGUCACAUUCUCACCCCGCUUCCAGAUUGAGAACAGGUCCUCUCAUGAGCUGAUUAUUGCGCAGAAAUGCUUUACAACAUCCUUUACUGACCCUGGAGCCCAAUCCACCUGGUUACGAGCCAUCCCAGGUUGCUGGCUCCCCUUCCACUGGCCGCGACCGGACAAGGACCAGCUGUUGUGCAUAUGUCUUCGAGAUGUCCAAGGGUGCCAUUGGUCUGGUGGAUUCUUUAUAGAGAAGAUUGACUCUUUCUACCUGAAUAUUCGAGAUGGCAACAGUCACUCAUAUUUUAUCCGUGUAGAAGUCAUCAUCAAUGAUGCCACCUACUUCAUUGUCUUCACUGAUGCAGAAUCCCUGCCUCCUCCCUUUCGAAUCGACAACUUCUCUGAAGUCCCAAUCACCUAUUACCAAUCAAUAUUUGAAGGGCAAGACAUGGAACAUGAAGUAGCUCGUUGUGCAGCCCCACUGUUGUUCUCUUUUACUGAUCGUGAUGCUAACCCUAUGCUUGUUGCGAGGGUUGGACGCAACUUACAUCCUGAGUCGAGAGCACAGUUUUGCCACAAGCUGCCCCUGACACAAGGGACAUGGGUUCGCCGUCUCAGAGUCAGUCCCUCAGAUGCCCGGCCAGACCAUGUCUACAUUGUUGGUGUUGAUGUGAGACCUGGCCGUGGACGAUAUAGAGAUACGUACAUGGUCACAUUCUCACCCCGCUUCCAGAUUGAGAACAGGUCCUCUCAUGAGCUGAUUAUUGCGCAGAAAUGCUUUACGACAUCCUUUACUGACCCUGGAGCCCAGUCCACAUGGUUACGAGCCAUCCCAGGUUGCUGGCUCCCCUUCCACUGGCCGCGACCGGACAAGGACCAGCUGUUGUGCAUAUGUCUUCGAGAUGUCCAAGGGUGCCAUUGGUCUGGUGGAUUCUUUAUAGAGAAGAUUGACUCUUUCUACCUGAAUAUUCGAGAUGGCAACAGUCACUCAUAUUUUAUCCGUGUAGAAGUCAUCAUCAAUGAUGCCACCUACUUCAUUGUCUUCACUGAUGCAGAAUCCCUGCCUCCUCCCUUUCGAAUCGACAACUUCUCUGAAGUCCCAAUCACCUAUUACCAGACUGGCACUCAGGAGGAGAGGUUAAGAACCAUAGUCAAGCCACGCUCUUGUGUCGCCUAUGCCUGGGAUGAUGUAAUGUUGCCACCUCACCUUACGUGUGUUGCCCCAGGGGGAACCUCCGCCACGUAUAAUUUGAACAUCCUCUGUGAAGGUGCAAGAUUAACAUAUGAGAAUUUCAUCUACAUAGCUUUCACAGGGACAUUUCGCAACCAUCAUUGUCUGCACGUAGCUUGCCACUUAGUGUCACAGGCUCUGUCAACAGUAUGCAACCCCAAUGACCGUGCAAACAUUUUUGUAAUGGUCAUUCAUGGGCUGUGGAUAGAGUUUUGGCAGUGUCCUCAAGCUUUAAUAACAGAGGCUGUCCUAGACAUAGCAGGUCCAGCCCCGCAGCCUACGGAAUACACACCUCUGAUGCUGCGAAAGCCCGAUGAGAGGAGAUCCCUUACGCAGACAUGGAGGUUUACUGAAGACGGCAGACUUUGCUGUGUGCAUGUCAAUAUGUAUGUGCAAGCCAAGGAUGGGUUCCUUGGAUUGGCUCCAGGGUCAGGAUGUGGGGGGUCAUGGCAGCUGUGGAACGACGUGGUUUUGGGUCCGCCGCAAUUGGUCCACUAUGGAACAAUGGAGAAUGGAGUGCCUUUGGAACAAGCCAUAUCCAGGCAGCGUUUGCGGCCAGGGUCAGGCGUGCUGGCUGUGAAGGUUGACACAGAUGGACCCACAAGAGUCUUGCAAAUUACAGAUGUUCACAGCAAGAGUGCUUCCAUGGUGGCCCGAACGGAGAGCGGAGACUGGGUGAGCGUGAGUGAGGAGGGAGGAACGACCACCAUCAAGAAGACCAGUGCCGGCACACAGCAGGUGAAAGAGGGGUCCAACCUUCAGGAAGUACAUAUCCAGCUCAACAUUCGAGGGGGUCUUGGACUGUCAGUCAUCCAGCGCAGCCCACCAGAGGAACUUAUCUAUGCCAAGUUUACCGAUAUUGUCUUUGAAUACCAGAGUUCCACGCAGCAUCACUCUGUGCACUGUAGUGUGAGAGAUAUUCAGGUGGACAAUCAACUGUUGAAUGCUCAGUGUCCUGUUGUGCUCUAUGUAACUCCACAAAGCAAGAUGGAUGAAACACGUCACCUCCCUGCUCUCUAUCUCACUGCCCAUCAGCUAGUAUCAUCAUGUAGUAAUGCUUACAUCUUCAAGAACCUGAUGGUGACCUUAAAGAACCUCACCCUGACAAUAGAAGAAGCCCUACUCUUCAAGUUGUUCCUGAUGGCUGGCUACGAUCAGUCAGACUCUGAGCUGGAGAAGGUGGAGGAACACCAGUAUGACAUGCGAAGAAUGCUUGCUGCGGCCACCUCAGUCAGUGCAACAAGAUACUAUUUUAGCAGUCUUGAACUUCAGCUUAACCAAGUCAGGCUAAGUGUCCUAACAUCGAAAAAACUAAGCCCUGACCUCCAGAAUAUUAAGCGUAAAAUGGGUCUUACCCUUGUCCGCUUUGAGCAUGCAAGUGUUAAUCUAGAACCCUUCAGGCGAUGCCAUCCCUUUGAGACCUCGCGAUUCUUGUUUGACUGCAUCACCAAGCAUUACAAGGAGGAGCUGAAAUCCCAAGCAAUGAGCAUUUUAGGAUCAACAGACUUCUUAGGUAAUCCGUUUGGUUUCUUUGCUGACGUGAGCGAGGGCGUAAGUGAGCUGGUUCACGAAGGCUCUGUUGGUGGUCUUGUGUGGAACGUGACGCAUGGCAUGGCCAAUUCUACUGCCAAGGUGACGGGUAAGCUUUUUGGCCUGCUGCAAUAUACAAGCUUUUCCUUUUCAGCUGUCGUACUGUGAAUUUUACCGUGUUGAGAUUUGAGUCUGUAGAUAUGUCCGAUGAUCAGCUUUUCUUUGUUUUACUUGAACAUAUGAUUGCAACUGGUUUCUCUGUAGUUCUCACCAUCACAGUUGUCACAGGUGGGCUUUUGAUAUAAGGUAAAUGUCAGCACAUUUUGUUUCAGGAUGUGACACUUAUUGCAGCAUCUCGUUAUAAGGCAGAUUAAACUUAUAACCUGUGAUUAAUUCUAGAGGAGAUUCAAAGCAAAACUCUUGAGUGAGAAAGACCAUGGAGGAAAAUCUUACUAUUUGUAUAAGCAUCACUACCUGAUGUCUAAAAGAUAAGUGCUACUCUGAGCUAAAGGGUAGAACAGAUUUGUUAAUGGGAAGAAAAAAUGGUCAUACUCCUUGUAGACUGUCUUUGCAGAUAUUUAGUUAAGUCACGAAAACUGUAGUACUCGUUUUAUAUAUUUUCUUUUCCAAUUUUCAUUUAAUCUUUCAGGUGAUUAGUUAUCUUUUACACCUAAUCCUCUGCUAUUAGGCCUAAUAGGUUGCACGCCUGUAAUAGUGGAAUGUUAGAAUCAGUAAGAAUAAUUCUAAUUGGUUCUCAGCUGACAAUCUACCUGCCAGAGCAGAGCAGUGGGGUGUUACCUUCAGGUGUGUGAUAGCAGUAAUUUGUGAUUGUGAAACAUUUGACAGCAGAAGGUUGAGUGGACUUUUUUUCAAAAUUCUUGUUUUUAUAUUGUAGAGGGUUAUUUGUAGUGCCCAUUAGUUGUUAAUUUUAGUCAUUUUUUUCUUUAGUACUUCAAAGAUUAUUAUUAGAAGUAAAGUAAUUUAUUGUUUUGUCACAAAACACUGAGGAGUUACAGAUAGUACGCAUCAUAACCCACUCAUAUUUACUGGUGUUUAGGAAGAUCUUUUGGUAUUAGUGAUCUACUAUUGUGUUAAGAUAAAGAGCUCAGAGUAGUACUUAUAUAGAAUAAAAGAAGUUAUUUGUAAUACUGACUUCAUUGACUGACUUUAUGAAUAAGUAAUAAUUUCCUUCAUUUCUUUCUCUGUAAUGGUACAUAUGAAUUAGAAGUUACCAAUACUUAACUUCAUGUACUUUGAAAGUGAAAUUUAGUUCAUGCCAGUUUACUUUUGAUUCUGUACUUAUUUAAACAUUUUUAGAUUAUUUGAUAUAUACCAAAGUUAAAGUUACAUUUUGCUUUUGCCUGGUAAUUUUUUUUUAUUAUAGAAAUUAAUAGGAGGUUCAGUAUAUUUUUACACCAUUACACUUUUUUUUUCAUUUGGACUGGAGACUUUACGAAUUUGAUUUACAAAAUAAUCUUGAUAAUGAUGUCUUUUACAAGUUGACAAGACUUAUCUCAAGAAAAUUAUUUGAUAUAUGAUCCAUGCACACUGCUGAUUAGUUGAAUGCUAAGGGAGGGAAGGUGUUGAUGGUCGUAGAAAGACAGUAUAUUUAUUCCUUGUCCUUCAGGAGAAAUUUUCAUCAUUCAAGAGGCUGUAUUUUUGGAAAGCAGAAUACCAGAUAUAAAAAAUCUGGCAUGAGAGAAUGAGUAGUGAAGGAUAUUAGAAAAGCAAAUCAUUAAGUAUGUAUUUUCUUUAUAGGCAUUUGGUGCACACGUAGAGUUUGCAUUGCUGUAAUAUAUCUCAUUAGAGUUCAUAUUUUAAGGAAAUAAUAGAACCAUGUUGAUUGUUUUAGUAAUGGAUCACAAGGUUUGUACAAUUGUAAGGAUACUGUAAAGUUGAUGUGCUACUAACCAAUUGUAGUAUUUGUGUGUAAUAAAUGUAUUGUUGUAUGUUUGCUGAUACUCUUAAUAUGCACUCGUUUUUAAAAGUUUGGCCAUGUUUUGCAGUUGUGUGUGUUGUUGUUUUUUUUUUAAGUAGUGUUGGAGUGGUUGUUUAUAACCAGCUUUUCCAGUUUGGUAAGUCUGUAUAAAAAGAGGCAGGUUGAUUCAUUAGGAUUUUUCAGUAAUGCUUUGGUAUAGUUUUUAUCUUUACGGUAAACAAAUUUAGUAUAAUGCUUGCCAGAAUGAUUUUUUUGUUUGCUGAUCAAUGUGAUAGAGGUUUUUAUUGUUAUGGUUAAUCUUUGUUUUUUGUUUUAGACUGGAAUUUUAGUUAUUCAUUUACAGUCUGAUAUCCAAAGUUAGUGAAAAUGUUGUAGGUAGGGAAUUUUGAUAUAGAUAAGAAAGCAUUAAUUUAGCUAAUUGUAUUUUUCAAUGUUGAAGACAAGAAAAUAUAUUCUUUUAGUUGUUAUUUUUUAUCUAUUAAUUUUCAAGUAUUGUAAAAUCAAGCUGCCUUCUGUUUUCCUUUUUGUGAUUCACCAUUUGUGUUUUAUGAAUAUCUUGUUUUGCCCAAGCUUAUGUUAUCUUCAGGGAAUUUUGAAGUUGAAAUUAAUUGAAUGAGGGCUACAUAUUCUGAUCAUAAAAAAAAAAAAAAAAAUAUGAAUGAGCCAAAAAGUAUUGAAUAUUAUGUUUUUGGGAAAAGAAGAGAUAAAAAGGAAGUUGGAUAGGAGAAUGGAAAAGCUUGAAAGUUCCCUGGAGAUUUAUUUGCUUCCUUGAUUUUUCUUUAUUUCUUCGUUCACCUGAGUACCCGUCACCUCUUUUUUAUUUGUCUUUUUUUCUUUAGCUUUUUGUGAUUUUGAAAAUUAUUUCAGCAAGCUUUUAUUUUGCAAUAUCUGUUGAUUUUUUUUGCCCUUCGUAUUCGUCCGUUUCAUUUUAAACUCAUUUGCUAGCUUUACGUAUUUGCUAGAUUUACUGUCGGUAUAUUUUUUUUACUACCAAAGAGAUUUUCUGCAAAAGUAGUCUAUUUAUUUUGUUUUUUGUUUAAGGUUUCCUUUCAAGUUUUUUUGCUUAAUCUGUUCUGUUUCAUCCCCUCAACCAUCCCAACCAGCUACUGAGUGCACGGAAAGCACCCAGUGUGACAGGGUUGCCGUAAAUCGCUUUGGCAUCUUGUGGGCAUAUGGAACGAGAG
Messenger RNA from Penaeus indicus, 17165 nucleotides. RefSeq names its product intermembrane lipid transfer protein VPS13D-like (gene Vps13D). The record is from RefSeq and is a predicted model, not a curated record. The transcript has 76 exons. Gene Ontology annotation, biological process: protein retention in Golgi apparatus; protein targeting to vacuole; mitochondrion organization. Gene Ontology annotation, molecular function: protein binding. Gene Ontology annotation, cellular component: extrinsic component of membrane. Lineage: Eukaryota; Metazoa; Arthropoda; Malacostraca; Decapoda; Penaeidae. Bases 696 to 14210 code for a protein of 4504 amino acids.